AUGCAUAAGGAAUAUUCUGCAUCGUAUUCUCCUGUCAACAAUUGUAACGACAUGAACCUUCUUGAUAACAAUACAGAAACAAAACCUCCUCCAAAAUCCCGUCUCCUUCGCUGGUCGCCAUGGCUAAGCCACGGUGUGCUGAUAUCCAUAACGAUGGUGUUCUUCGUGCUAUGGGCGCGGGCGCCAUCGAUCGAUGACAUAGUUCUGUACUCUCCAGCAAACGAGGCGAUUGAAUCCAUCGGCAUCAUAAGAUUCAAUGGAACUCUGGGCACCCCUUCUAUAUAUCGUGGCAGCCCGUCUCCAGAAAUCGACGCCGCUUGGAAUAGGAUAUCUUUUGAUGUGCGUCCAGUUCGUAUGACGCUUGAGCAACUGCUCAGAACUGGGGAGAAACCUUCUCCGGUCAUGGUUAGGUAUCCGGACGAAUAUGGUGGAGGUUACAUGGCAACGGUAGAGGUCAUUCACCAACUCCAUUGCGUAGACAUGCUUCGCAGAGUCAGCUGGGGCGACUAUAAUAAUUCCUCAGGUCAUAACUUCCACGAAUCCCCCGAAAGCUUCCGCAUUCAUCUCGACCAUUGCAUCGAAAUGCUGAGGCAGAUUAUUAUGUGUCGUGGGGACGUGACAAUGCUCACUUAUGACUGGGUGAAGGGAGUGAAAGAUCCUUUUCCUAACUUCAACAUUCCUCACCGAUGCAGAAACUUUGAGAAGGUCUUGAAUUGGGUUGAUGAACAUCGUGUUUUUGUCCCUAAAUCCAAAGUGGUCCGCUUAGAGGAUAACGUGGACCUGUCUUCCCCUCCUUGA
Messenger RNA from Suillus subaureus, 798 nucleotides. RefSeq lists its product as uncharacterized. The transcript has 5 exons. The record is from RefSeq and is a predicted model, not a curated record. The coding region runs from base 1 to 798 and encodes 265 amino acids. Gene Ontology annotation, biological process: mycotoxin biosynthetic process. Lineage: Eukaryota; Fungi; Basidiomycota; Agaricomycetes; Boletales; Suillaceae.